Gossypium raimondii (Peruvian cotton) is the source of this 987-nucleotide messenger RNA. RefSeq names its product classical arabinogalactan protein 9. The record is from RefSeq and is a predicted model, not a curated record. The transcript is spliced from 2 exons. Bases 102 to 746 code for a protein of 214 amino acids. Gene Ontology annotation, cellular component: plasma membrane. NCBI's taxonomy places the organism in Eukaryota, Viridiplantae, Streptophyta, Magnoliopsida, Malvales, Malvaceae.
CUUCAGUCUUCACUUCACCCACUUUCUCAUUUCACGCGGGUUGUGGCGUAGUUUAAGCAGAGAGGGUGCGCAGGAUAACGUCUCUUCACCAUUGUUUCAACAUGAAGGUUUGUAAUAAAAAUUUGUUUCUAUCAGCAUUGCUUUGCAUUGCUGUUGCAGGAGUUUUGGGUCAAGCUCCUAGUAAUCCUCCUACGUCUACGCCGGCGCCACCCACACCACCGGCUUCUACUCCUCCUCCGACGACUCAAGCACCGCCUACACCAACCGCCACUCCGCCACCGGUUUCUACUCCUCCUCCCACUUCGUCACCGCCCCCAGUGACAGCUUCUCCACCCCCAGUUUCAACUCCUCCACCCAGUUCUCCUCCUCCUGCAACUCCACCACCUGCUUCUCCUCCUCCUGCAACUCCACCUCCAGCUUCUCCACCUCCCGCCACUCCUCCACCAGCUUCUCCACCUCCCGCCACUCCACCACCUGCAACCCCACCGCCAGCAACUCCUCCUGCUGCUACCCCACCACCAGCUCCAUUGGCUUCUCCUCCAGCCACGGUCCCAGCUAUCUCUCCAGUACAAACACCAUUGACAUCGCCACCAGCUCCGCCGACCGAGGCCCCAGCACCUACCCUCGGGGCUGCUACGCCAGGUCCAGCUGGAACUGACACGAGUGGAGCAAAUCAAAUGUGGACCGUACAAAAGAUGAUGGGAAGCUUAGCCAUGGGAUGGGCUCUGCUCAAUCUGAUGGUUUAAAACAAAAGAGUGCCUCACAUUUGAUGCAAUAGCUCUGUAAUGUUUCAUUCAUUUGCUUAUUUCGGCCUUGUUUUUCUCGUAUUCUAUGGGCUGAUGUCUCAUAUGGGACUUUUCUACUAGAGAGCCUACGCUACUUUACCAUUAUAUUGUAUUCUUUGAGACAUUAUUAUUAUUUUUUUACCUUUUGAGGACACUCUUUUUUUGUAUUUGAAGGAAUUUAUUGUUUAUUUUGUUUGGAAUA